AUGAAUAUGUUGGAUGAUGAAGAUGACCAAAGCUUUCACGCUACGCGUGACGGCUACUCCCAUUUGAGCGAUGUCGAAUGGGAUGCGGUUGAACGAAUGGGUUCGACCAUGGGCAUCCAUGCUGUUAGCGUCAUGCUAGAGGCUCUCAAUAGAGAUGCCCAACAUGCUACUAUCGCCAAGUUCAUUCAAAAUGAACUUGACGCUGAACGCGAGAAAGUAGCCUUGCUUCACCAACAAGGUUCUCAACAAGCAGAGUUGUUGAGAGAACAAGGUGCUCAACAGUUUGAACUGUUGAGACAGCAGCAGGCUGCUGCUGGCGGGUCGAUGCACUCGCGUCGACCCGAGACUUUGAAGAUUGACAUCUUAAAGGCGCGUCGCAUCGACGACGGGGAUAUGCAAGUUGCAUUUGCCCAGUCAAAUCUGGCAGGACGUGCCAAGACUUGGGCACUGGAGCUCAAGUUGCACGACCCAUAUGCGUUUGGGUCGUUGGAAGUCUUCAAGUCGCGGCUCAGACAAACGUUUGAACCGCCUAGAGCUGAGUUCAGGGCUCGAACCGAACUCUUGAAGCUCAAACAGGGUAAGCGUGAUGUGCACGCUUACGCCCAACAUAUACGACAUCUUACGAGUUGUAUAAGUUCCAAUCCGGUGGAUGAACACACGUUGGUUUCGGUGUUCAUGCAGGGUCUUGCGGAUGGUCCCGUCAAGACUCACCUGUUCCGGCUUGAACUAGAUUCACUAGAACAAGCCAUUUCCAUUGAGGAGCAGGAAGACUUCAGUCUGAGACAGGCUCGCGCCAGCUCGACAUCGUAUCGUCAACCGAGACGAUAUGACAACGGAGGUCCAGAGCCGAUGGAACUCUGUUAUGUAGAGAGCGAGAAGGCUCGCUCUACAGGCUACAAGAAGUUGCAGAGAUGCAACAGAUGUCAAAAGACAGGACACUACGCUUACGAGUGUAGUGCCCCUCGUCCAGUGUCUCGCGACACUGGGCGUAGUGACCGUCCACCCAUGAGAAAGGGGCAGGGACGAGGGUCCGCAGUUGGUGCAAAGACGCAACAACGGGAUGGACCGUCAAAAAAACGGACAGGAUCAGUAGGUGCGGAGCACCCUACUGGUCUAGCAACGUCAAGAGAAUUUGUAGGCCUCUUGAUGAAGGUUGCUCCCAACACACAAACGUUGUGCGUUGCUGCUCUAGGUAAUGAGGUCUCACUCAUUACCUUGAAACUCGAAGUGACGAAUAAGUUGUCCCUUCGAGCUCUAGUCGAUUGUGGGGCGUCCAACAAUUUUGUGCGACGCCAAUCGCUAGAAGAUGGUCACUUUAGAUUCAGUGAAUGUGACACACCUCCUACGAGGAUGACGGUACGUCUUGCGACAGGCGCAUCCGUAACCGUCAUGAAGCGUAUAGUGAAGAUCCACUAUACGCUAGAAGAUACCCAAUAUGACGAUGACUUUAUCGUAUUGGAUUUGGAUGACAAAUUUGAUGUCAUCCUUGGAAUACCGUGGCUCAGAAGGUACGAACCACGAGUAAACUGGCAACAUCGAACAGUAACGAUGCCUGCCGCUUGUUCAUCAGAUGGCCAUCUGAUGAGCGUUUUGGAGCGUCCACAAGCGUGUGGAUGUACUACGAGUGAGUGCGAUGGCCUCACUUGUGGUACGGUCGUUAGUACGACUGCACAAAACCUUAGUGUAACAAACGGUUACACUUCGGAGCAAAGUUCCGGCGGCUGUGAGGAAACACAGGCUGCGCCGAAGGUCCACCACUCGAAUAAGUCGGGUGGACUGGGACAAAGAUGUAUCCCUAGCGGGGAACAUCUAGAAGAGAAACAAUCGAUCGCUCAGGUUAAGCGAAACGAUAAUCCUAGAUCGACUGGAGAGUCUUUCGUAGAGGAUCUCGCUGUGGUUGCGCAACCCCAGCUAGAGGAAGUAAAGGGAAUAAGUCCCAAGAUUACAAAUACGGCGGAAAUAAGUUCCCCGAAACCCGCGGGAAUAAGUCCCCGGGAAUCCGAAGGAAUAAGUCCUUUGAUGCCUGAGGGAAUGAGUCCCUAG
Molecule: messenger RNA, 2043 nt
Organism: Peronospora matthiolae
Lineage: Eukaryota; Oomycota; Peronosporomycetes; Peronosporales; Peronosporaceae
Source: the annotation of a GenBank genome assembly